AUGCCCGCUGCGCAGGUCCACGCUGUGAGCAGCACCCUACGCAUUGCAGGCCAAAGCCACGGGUUGGAGGCCCUCGCAUCAGUCAGCGACCCCUUCUCUCCAACAGCCGCGAGGGUUCUGGAGCGCGUCACUUACUCGAUCGAGGCUAAAGCCGCCUGCAGGCGCCCCUUUGCACCGGAUCCGCGGAGGGCAGAUGCGCCCGGUCGGUCAUUCGACAAGUCCCGCAGCGACAAGGAGACCUUAGCUGCGCACCUUUGA
Schizophyllum commune H4-8 is the source of this 258-nucleotide messenger RNA. RefSeq lists its product as uncharacterized. The transcript has a single exon. The record is from RefSeq and is a predicted model, not a curated record. The coding region runs from base 1 to 258 and encodes 85 amino acids. NCBI's taxonomy places the organism in Eukaryota, Fungi, Basidiomycota, Agaricomycetes, Agaricales, Schizophyllaceae.